AUUUCACUCUCAGAGUUCUGAAAUUUCAUUUUUUUUUGUGGUAGACUACUGAAAGACAAGGCAUAGUGACAAGGCAAGGGUCAAAAAUUAAGAAAAAGACAAAUGUUUACUACGUCACUAGUUCGGCAAAAAAUUUAAAUUAGAAAAAAAAUGUUUUUCAAGAAAUAUAUAUUUUCGGUAUUUCUGCUUUCUUUAGAUAUAGUAAAAGCACAAUGGAAUACCAGAGAUUUCCUAAAGAGAGAACACUCUUUAAUAAAACCUUAUUAUGGGUCGGGAAUAGAUAUACCUAAUUGGCAAUUCACUGGUCAUACGAUGGUUACUCCAAAUUAUAUUCGAUUAGUAGAUGAUACACAAAGUAAAAGAGGUGCUAUUUGGAACACUCUGCCUGUGAGUAGCAAAAAUUGGGAUUUACAAGUUCACUUCAAAGUCCAUGGAAAAGGAAAAGAUUUGUUUGGCGAUGGUUUUGCCAUUUGGUACACUAAAGACUUUAUGGAGGAAGGCGACGUUUUUGGAAGCAAAGAUUUAUUCCAAGGGUUAGCUAUUAUAUUGGAUACUUACAGCAACCAUAAUGGUCCCCACAAUCAUCAACAUCCUUACAUUUCUGCAAUGGUUAAUAAUGGAUCGCUCUCUUAUGAUCACGACAGAGAUGGUACUCAUACCCAGUUAGCAGGAUGUGAAGCCAAGUUCCGCAAUCUAAAUCACGAUACCCAUAUAUCAAUUAGAUAUGAAAAAGAUGUACUAACAGUUUCCACCGAUAUAGAAAACAAAGCAGCCUGGAAGGAAUGUUUUCAAGUCCAGGGCGUGAGGCUACCAACUGGCUACCAUAUUGGAAUCUCUGCCACAACUGGAGAUUUAUCUGAUAACCAUGACAUCAUGUCCAUUAGGUUAUUUGAAUUGGACUUACCCGAUGACCCUGAAAACGCCGAGGAUAGGUCGAAUAUAAUCCCCUCUGCAGCUUUCUUCGAACCGCCUCGCGAUCAUGUGGAAGAUCCAAAACCGUCUUCACUCUCCGGCAUCAAAAUAUUUUUACUGAUGCUACUGGGAAGUGUAGCGAUCGUAGCUUGUGUUGUGUUGGGUAUUAUGUUUUACCAAAAACAACAGGAGAAGAGCAGAAAGCGGUUUUAUUAGUUUGUGCAAUAGGCAUCUAAAAUAAUCAUUCUAUUGCUAUCAAGUUUGUUCAGGUGGACCACUUUCUGUCUCUAUUUCGUUGGUCCCCAUAAACUGGGUAUGGUUUUCAAUUGUUAUAUGUAUUUCAUGUACAAUCUUUAAGCACAUGAAAAAUCCUAUCACAACUGUCGUUGAAGAAAUGAUACCGUUUUUCAUGUGUUUGAACUACCCAUGAUUCUCCUAAUUAUGUGGUUAUAUUGACUGAUAUUUUUUUGUAUUGAAUCGAGUUGUGUUUUCUCGUUCAUCAUAAUCGGUGUUUGUCUCAAAAUCAAGUCUAUAAAAUCCAGAAAAGUACUUUGUGCCAAAGUUAAAAGCUCAUUUUUUCUUGAAUUCACUGAAAUGCAUGUAUUUUUCAAUUUUAACUUAUUUUCUUGUUAUAACUACUAUGUGUUGUGAUAUUUUGCAUCCAAGUUAUAUUCAUUAUCAAAAGAUGAAGAGAGAACACAAUAAUAGGCCAUUUUAGUCGUAGUUUAAAAUUUAUAUUCAUUGUACAAUGAAAAAACAAUGCAUAAUUUAGUCAUCACAUCACUAAGAAAAUGUUUUUGUGACUCUUAACUUUAAAUGGAUGUUGAAAUGACCAAAUCCUUAAUUUAUAUCAAUUUGUAUACAAAUAAUAGCUUAGCUCUCAACAGAAAAUUUAAAAAUAUCCAAUUUGUUCAAAAUGGCAAUUCGUCAAAAUAAACAUUUUUUCCACUUGGAUAUUAACAAUUUUCUUCAUUUAUUGUUUUAUAGAACAUAAAGCAGGAUAGGUGAAUGAUGUACGCUUUAAAUAAGAGUAUUGAUUUAUUUUCACGACAGGACACUUAUUUUAAAAACAUUUCAUCCAGGGUUCUGUGUACUCAUCUGAUAUGACUGACAUAGUUGAAGUGCGAAAGGAAACUUUGGCAGUAUUGUAAUUUGUAAAAUAAUCGUGAACUGAAAUACACAGAACGACAUUCAGUUAUCCAAAGAUACAUGAAUUUUUAUAUGGUAUACAGUUUUUAAAAUAAAAAUGUGAUUUGUAAAUAAAAAUAAAGACUUUUUAAGUAUA
Messenger RNA from Leptinotarsa decemlineata (Colorado potato beetle), 2197 nucleotides. Its product is annotated as vesicular integral-membrane protein VIP36. Gene Ontology annotation, molecular function: D-mannose binding. Gene Ontology annotation, cellular component: endoplasmic reticulum-Golgi intermediate compartment; COPII-coated ER to Golgi transport vesicle; Golgi membrane. Gene Ontology annotation, biological process: endoplasmic reticulum to Golgi vesicle-mediated transport. The record is from RefSeq and is a predicted model, not a curated record. NCBI's taxonomy places the organism in Eukaryota, Metazoa, Arthropoda, Insecta, Coleoptera, Chrysomelidae.